Molecule: messenger RNA, 680 nt
Organism: Coffea eugenioides
Lineage: Eukaryota; Viridiplantae; Streptophyta; Magnoliopsida; Gentianales; Rubiaceae
Exons: 2
Coding region: 115-381 (88 amino acids)
Source: RefSeq, a predicted model, not a curated record
GGCGAAGGGUAAAAGGAAGGAGUCCGGAGGACUGUAGGGUUGGGGGAUCUGGAGAGGAAAUCUUGAAGUCUGAAAUCAAAUCGGAAACAAAUAAGAAAGAAGAUUUUAGUAGAAAUGGCGAUGAGGAACGCUUACAGAGAGAUGAAAGGACUGAAGGUGAAGGAAGUCCCGGCGAAGCUGAAGCCCUAUUUCACGGUGGACUACCUCAAGAACGCCGUCCAGAGGGGCCUCGACAACUACCACGCUAAGUACAUCCAGACCAGUUCUUUCGACCCCGUCUAUCACGUCUGCAUUGGCGGGAUGAUCUUCUCCUAUCUCGUCGCUCUUCCCGAGGAGCGUCGCCACCUCGAGCACAAGCAGCAUGCCGCCGAUCACCACUGAUUGACUUUUCUUCCCAUCAUUUCCUUCCUUUUUUCCAAAAAGAAACAAAGCUUCAGCAAAGUCCUCAAUUGGCUGUGUCUUUGAAGCAGUGGCAGUGAAGACCCAUUUUUCUGUUUGUUUAUGGUUUUGUGUAUCUCCUUAAGAUACAUGUGUAUUGCAGUGGAGCAUUUGGCUGAAAAAUAAUUUGUUACAUACUUGUUACUUUUAGUACGUAUGACGCUUGGCUAUUUCACUGCUAUGUUGAUGUUGAUCUUCAUUCUAAUUGAUUGGUGAUUCUGGUCUUUGUUGAUUUUUCCGCC